Haliotis rubra (blacklip abalone) is the source of this 5822-nucleotide messenger RNA. RefSeq names its product chromosome-associated kinesin KIF4A-like. Gene Ontology annotation, molecular function: microtubule binding; ATP binding; microtubule motor activity. Lineage: Eukaryota; Metazoa; Mollusca; Gastropoda; Lepetellida; Haliotidae. Gene Ontology annotation, biological process: microtubule-based movement; mitotic spindle organization. The record is from RefSeq and is a predicted model, not a curated record.
CUAUGUUACGUGUAACCGAUCGAGCAUAACACAUUUGUGAAAUGUGUCCCACUGCAGACCCCCACCUGCCUAGGUCAUCAGUCAGCUGAAGAAUGAACUCGCCACAAACAUACCGGUCUCCAGCCUUGAUCUACUCACCCAGCUGUCUACACAUGAUGUACAGUGGCAGGAGUAAUGAUUUUUCCUAAUGGGAACAUCUUCUACUAGAGGUUGUUUCAAGAUGCCGGCUGACAAGGUGAUUCCGGUGAGAGUGGCAGUUAGAUGUCGGCCGCUAAUCCCGAAGGAAGUAGGUGAAGGCUGCCAGCUGUGUGUGAACUUCACCGUGAAUGAACCCCAGAUAGUGAUUGGCCGAGAUCGUGCCUUCACCUAUGACUUUGUCUUCAAACCCUCCAACUACCAGUGUGAAGUUUAUGAAAACUCAGUGAAACCGCUGCUUGACAGUUUGUUUAAAGGUUACAAUGCAACAGUGUUGGCGUACGGCCAGACAGGCAGCGGCAAGACGUUCACAAUGGGAGGAUGUUACGAGGCGUCUCUGAUCCAGGAUGAAGAGCACAUGGGGGUGAUACCAAGGGUGUUGCGAGAACUCUUCCAGGGGAUUGAUGAGAGGAAAGAUGAAAGUGACUUCAAUAUCUCAGUGUCGUACCUUGAGAUUCACAAGGAAGACCUGCACGACCUUCUCUGCCAUCCCUCCAAGAGAGAGUGUCUCGUCAUUAGGGAGGAAGCUAACGGCGGAAUUGCUAUAGCUGGUUUAAGAGAAGUAAAAGUGAAGUCCUUUGAAGAGACCAUGAAGUGUCUGUCACAAGGGUCAUCUUCACGCACCACAGGAUCGACUGCCAUGAACAACACCUCGAGCCGAUCUCACGCCAUCUUCACCAUAACUGUAGACAGAGUCAGUAAGGAUGACCCAGAGGAUUCUUGCAAGGCUAAAUUCCACCUGGUGGAUUUAGCGGGCUCUGAGCGGAUCAAGAGAACGCAUGCAGAAGGAGAGAGACUUAGAGAAGGUAUCAACAUCAACCGCGGUUUGCUGGCCCUGGGUAACGUGAUCAGCGCCCUGGGAGACGACAGUCAGAAGAGGAACCACAUUCCUUACCGAGACUCCAAACUCACUCGUCUGCUGCAAGACUCGCUGGGCGGCAACAGCCACACCCUGAUGAUCGCCUGUGUCAGCCCUGCCGACUCCAACAUGGAGGAGACCAUCAACACACUGAGGUACGCUGACCGUGCGCGGAAGAUCAAGAACAAGCCCAUCAUCAACCGAGACCCCCAGCAGCAAGAGAUCAUGCGGCUCAAGUCACUGGUCCAGCAGCUGCAGGUCCAGAUGAUCCAGGGUGGUCCAGGGGACGUGACUGUAACAGUCAAACAACAGUCAAGCCCUGUCAACAGCAGCAGCACAGAAUACAAGACCAUGCUGGACAGAACGAAACUGUUGGAGGAGGAGAACACCAAACUGACAAAGGAGCUACAGUCGUCAGUGGAUCAAAACACCAUCAACCUGGAACGGUCCAUCAAGUUAGAACUGAGCAGGGACAAACUGAGGUCGAAACUCCGGGAGUUCAAGUCACACACGGGAGUGGACUUUGAGCUGCUGAGUCAGAGCAUCGAUGCCGACAGCAACCCCCAGAUGAGGGGUGAGUUGGAGAAGCUGCGGAGACUGGCAGACAACGUAAGGACAGAUUCAGAGGAAGAACGAAGUGAUGACUUGAUUGAUGAAUCCCUUGAGCCUGAGGAUGACGACGGAGAGGCUCUGCCGUCGACACCAGACAGCCGCGCCAUCUCCACACAGCAUGUGUUGAAACAAGCUCAGAUGAACAGGGAGCUUCAGGAGCUGAACCGACUCCUGGCCAAGAAGGAGGAGCUGGCGUCUCAGAUGACGGACAACGAUGGCAAGAUGGAGACCAUGAAGAAACACUAUGAGCUCUCGGUGAAGGAACUGGAGACAGAGAUUACAGAUCUGCAGAAAGAGAAGGAGAAUCUCUCCCACGCCCUGAUGGAUGCCAAGAUGAACUCAGCAGCCAACAAGAUGCAGGAGCUGCAGAGACACAGAUAGGGGAAGUUGAAGAAGAAGAUGGUGGAGCAGAGUAAGAUGGUGAAGUUGAAGGAGCAGUCAGACAAGCAGGUUCUGAAGCUCAACACAGACAUCCAGUCCAUGAAGCACCAGAGAGUCAAACUUAUGAAGCAGAUCAAGGAGGAUGCUGAGUCGUUCCGGAAGUGGAAGCAGCAGAAAGAUAAGGAGGUGCUACAGCUGCAGCAGAAGGACCUCAAGCGACAGUGUGAGAUCCAGAAGAUGCAGAAGACCCAUGAGAAGCAGCAGACUGUCCUGAGACGGAAGGCUGAGGAGGCAGCUGCAGCCAACAGGAGGCUGAAGGAUGCCCUAGCACGGCAGAAGACAGUGAUGGAAGAGAGGAGUAAACAGCUGAACAAGUGUGAUGGUAGCAGCAUCGGCAACAGAGUCAGGGCUUGGCUCAGCCAGGAGCUGGACGUGCAGGUCAGCAUCCGAGAGGCCAAGUAUCACCUGGACAGUCUGCUGGCCGACCGCAAGACACUCGCUACACAGCUGGCCGACCUCAAGGCCAAGCUGGAUGAUACACCCCCGAAGAAAAAAAUGGCCUGGGUCAACUCAGAAGGCUCCACUGAGGAUGUAAGCUUUGAACAAGACAGUGUCAUUUCACAGAUCACAGCACUGGAAACAGAAAUUGAGUUGAGGAACAUCCAGAUCUCAGAUCUACAACAAAAAAUUGUUGAUGCAGAUCAAGACAGCAAGGGCAAGUCGGCGUGGGAGUCCCUGCACACCAUGAUGGAGGCCAAGUGUGGACUGAAGUGGCUGCUGGAGCAGGCCGUGUCAGCGAAGGCCGACAUCUCCAUCACCAAGACUGAGCUUAAGGAGGCUCAUGCUACAAACGAGGACUCGAGUCAGGCUGCCCAGCACAUGGAAGACCAGAUCACCAAGCUGAGGAACCAGUUCGAGUCAAAGAUAACAGUUCUGCAGAGGGAGCAUGAGUCCAAGGUUCUGUUCCUCCUGAAGAAACUCAACUCAGUGUCAAGUGAUGCCAACAUGUCUGCUGACCAGGAUACAAGAGAGAGACUUGAAUUCCAGGAAAAGACAAUCGAAUCUCUGAGCGAGCUCAGCGACAGGCUACAACAAGUUACGGAAGAAAAUGAAGGACUUAAGAAGCAACUGACCCGAGCGAUGUACCAGGGGAAACACAUGGCACUCAUGCCCAGCAUAUCGGAACCUGGGUCCUCUCCAUUCCUCACCCCCGUCCUCAAACCCAAGACAAAGCCAAAGAAAAAGUCGACAGCUGCAUUCAUGGAUGAGUGGGAUGAUGACCCUGUUGAGGAUUUAGAUACAAGUGACGAGGACUGGACCCAAACACCCAUCUACAAGUCAAAAGCCAAGCCCAAGAAAACAACUAAACAAACUAAACAAACCAAACAGAUGAAAGGAAAGAAGGCAACAUCCCAAUCGUCACUUAACAGCACCUUCAGUUUUGACGACGACAAGUCCAAGACCAGUGAUGACACGCCUAUCGAUGUCGCCCAGUUGAAGACAGGCAAGUCUCGCAGGAUCUUCCAGGCCAUAGAGUCCAGCGACAACACGACACGCAGCUCAGAUGAAUUUGAGAAGCCUAAGGUCAGAGCAUCUCUGGUGAAGAAGGAGGCAGUGAGGCUAGUGACAGUAAUGACUCCAUAAACUCCACCACGCUGGGCGGUGGGCUCAAGAAGAAGAGGAAGCUUCACAACCCCAAUAGAUCUAGUCUGUUUACACCGCUGGCAUGAACUGCCGUCAAGACGGCCACACACAUGUUGUUUCCGUGACAGUAACACAAGACCACCAGAACACCUCCCAUGAGAACAGAUACACAGAAUCAUUGACCCUUCAACACAGCAGGAUAUACUGACAUCAAACUGCUGCAGGUUGUGUCCAGGAGGACAUGUAAUGAUGAAUAUCCUGUGUUAACGCUGUGUUCACGCAGUGAGUCUCUUCAAUCAUGGAAGCUGCAACAUCUUAUUGUCCUACAGACAUAAAACUACGGGGUUAUAAAGUCCUGGAUUGGAUGAAGCAGAUUCAUGGUCAGCAGGACUGGAACAUCUGACUAAAUGAUCUGGAUAGAUGAAUUGAAUAUGUUGAAUUAUCCUCUGGAAGUAUACCAUCUUGGGAGUGGUGAAAUAUUGGACAGCUGUGCAGGGUUUAUGAGAUAUGUAUGUAGAACAUACAGAGAUGCCAACCACUCUGAUUUUGGAGGUGUUACUCCGAUUUUCAAAUACAAAAUCCACACUCCGAUUUGUCUAUAAAAACUUAGCAAUUUCUGGGCAUACUUAACCAGAUAAUACUUAACUCAAACGAACAUAUUUACUAAAUUCAUAAACAUGUUUGUAUUUUCUAAAAAAAUCAGAUUUCCAGGCUAAAUCUAAAGAUUUUCAUAGGGGAGGCCCCCUAGACCCCAACUGUCAAAAGGGCCUGAGCCCCCUCUCGCGUUCACCCCCAACUCGCACCUUCAGGGCUUGUGAAUUGCUUUUAACAAGACAUGACUCCGCUUUCAUUUGAUUCAGGGUUGGCAUCUCUGAAACAUAUAUGAACAGGUAACUGAAGGUAUGCUUACAACUCGCAAAGAUUUUGUUGUUGUGCUGUUGUAAACAUGUGAGAAAUGUAUAACUGGUUGCAAGGUCUGAAAACCUUUUUACUAUAUAAACAUUGCAGUGUGAAUGUGAAAUCUAAAUUGGUUGUGCCCUUCAAUAUGACUUAUCAUAAUUUAUGACUCUACGUGAAAUCUGUUUGUCACUUUGACUGUCACCGGCGUCAUGGUGUAUAAAACUGGUGGCAGUAUUCCAUCAUUGUGAAAUAUAUACCAGGGCUCAAUUUGGUGCUUUGUUACUUGCACUGGUGCAACCCAAUAUUACAAAGUGCAACCUAGUUAUUAGUCUAACUUGCACCAGGUGCAAGUCAAUGUUUGAGACUUCAGCUGGAAAACAGAAUGAUGAGGAACUGACUUGGAAGAGUGACUCUGAUGACUGUAUGAGCAGUGACUAAAGGACUUACUGUUCAUGAAAUUUCAGGAAGUGAGGUAACUAAUCUUAUCAGUCCCAGAUUUCUUUUGUUAUAAUGUUCUAAACUAUCAUUACCAAAACUCAAUAUUUUAUACCAGAUUCUAUAUUGAGCAGCAGGUGCAACCUGUUUUUAUCUGAUGCAACAAGGUUUCUACCUAAGGUUGCACUGGGUGCAAGUAAGUUUCAUUUCUUUAAAUCGGGCCCUGUAUACACCUUGUCAUUGUACAUAUGUCAAUCACUUCAUCUUGUGUCUGUGAUUUAUGAGGAAUGGCUGAAUUUUCACAUCUACUUCUUUCAUUAUAAUGUGCGAAAUUUACGCUGGUCCUGGGGUCCCUGGCUAGAAGAAAUUCAUCAGGUCCACUAAAUGAUAUGUUUGCAGUGGUCCUGGUGGCCAGUGAAUUUUGUACUGAUAGUUCAGUAAAUCUACGAAUUGUACUUUGGACCAGUGAAGUACAGACAGGACAAUUAAUUAUUGUCUACUAACUGGCCCUGUAAUCUAGUGGUAAAUUUUGAAAGGUUUCUUUCCCUGCAAUUAUAUUAGAGGUUUGUAAAUAUGUACAGUAACUGGGGUUAACAAAAACAACAAACAUUCACAGUUCAUAGGUCACUGGUGGCUUAGUGGUGUAAGGCUAAGGAGUUUGUUAUAGAGAGUUGCAUCCCUUAGUUGUUUCACAAUCCACUUCUGAUGGGUGGAAAUCCCUGAAAUGUCCUAAUGAUGAUCAUUGGGUGUCAGUACCAUACCCUCCAGCCUCAUGGCGCUUCCUCAAUACUGUCAA